Messenger RNA from Drosophila ananassae, 5426 nucleotides. RefSeq names its product leucine-rich repeat and calponin homology domain-containing protein (gene Lrch). NCBI's taxonomy places the organism in Eukaryota, Metazoa, Arthropoda, Insecta, Diptera, Drosophilidae. The record is from RefSeq and is a predicted model, not a curated record. The transcript is spliced from 7 exons. The coding region runs from base 372 to 3647 and encodes 1091 amino acids. Gene Ontology annotation, molecular function: protein binding.
UGGCGGGCCCCAGCUGUCUUUCUCGUUUGUAUUUUCGUUUUUUUUCGAUUCCCGAGACCGACGGUUGACUUCCAUAGCGCGCCGCUCCAACGCCUGUGACUGUGUGCGUGCGCUUGUGUGUGUGUGGGAGGCGAAGCAGGAAGCCGCAAAAGAAAAUCCAAUUCCGGGAAAAAUUAUCAAUGAGCGAAAACUGAACGGAAAAGCCUCGAGAUGCGUGCCUUCGAGUAGAAGAGUGAUUUUAGUGGCCAGUUUGUUAUUUUUCGGCACUUCUUGCCGAUUCGAGCGUCUGUCCGCCUUCGUGUCGGUGUGCGAGUGCCAGGCAGUGUCUCUGUGUGUGUGUGCGAGUGCCACCACGCCCACUCGCUCGGGAAAUGGCAGCAACGGUCUACCAGCGCCUCCACAGCGUCGCCGUCGGCGGCGGCAGUGCGAUCGUCAGUAGCAGCACCAGCAUCUCAUCCUCAUAUCCUGGAUCUGGGUCUGGGUCGGGAUCAGGAAACUCCGGCACUGGGGCUGGCCAUGCCUCGGCCGGCGCCUCCACCUCCUCAUCCACGUCGGCCGCCCUGCUGAGCCACUCGCAGCUGACGCGGUCGCUGGAGCGGAUCCUGGAGGAGGCGCACUUCAGCGGCGAGCUGAUCCUGACCAAUCGCAAGCUGAAGGACUUUCCCAAAGCGGGCACGAAGUACGUGCUCACGGACACCGUAAUAGCAGACCUCUCCCGGAACCGAUUCUGCGAGCUGCCCGAGGAGGUGACGACGUUCGCCUUCCUGGAGACGCUGCUCCUCUACCACAACACCAUUCGGAGCAUCCCGGAGUCGGUGAAGCAGCUCUCCUCCCUGACGUACUUGGACCUGCGCAGCAACCAGCUGUCCACGUUGCCGCGGGAGAUAUGCUUCCUGCCCCUGCAGGUGCUGCUGGUGGCCAACAACCGGCUGACCUCCCUGCCGGACGAGCUGGGCCGGCUGGACCAGACCCUGACCGAUCUGGACGCCUCCUACAACCAGCUGGCCAACCUGCCGGCCCGCCUGGGGGAGCUGAGGUCCCUGCGCUCCCUGUCGCUGCGCAGCAACCACUUGAUGUAUCUACCCCGAGAGCUGACCUGCCUGAGCCUGGUCUCCCUGGACGUGAGCAACAACAGGAUCGCCAGCCUGCCGCUGGAGAUCCGCCACAUGGGCACUCUGGUGGAGCUGCAGCUGGAGAACAAUCCCCUGACUUCGCCGCCAGCUAGUCUCUGCAUGCGCGGCCUGGUCCAUGUGUUCAAGUUUUUGGAGACGCAGGCCACCAAGGACGAGAAGGGCUCUCGCUCGGGUGGCAACUACGACGGCUACACGACGCUGCGACGGGCGCCGCGGCACAACUCCAGCGGCAAUGUCCUCGAGGCGAGCACCACUGGAGGCAACCAUCGCAGGCACCAGGUGGAAUCCGGCUAUAGCACCAGCGAUGGCCUGGACAAGCGCUGGUCGCACGACGCCCCCGCCAAGUCCAAGACCGACUCGCCGCUGCACUGCGUCUCCAGCUCGGCGGCAGCCACUCUGCCUAGGACGCUGCCCAGUGCGGUCCACUCCCAUGCGGACAUGAUGGACGCCUCGCUGACCUCCAGCACCAGCACCAUAGUGGACGAGAGCCUCACCCUGAGUCCCGCUGACUCGCCCUGCAAGCUCAGCUACACGCACUCGAGCUCCAGCAACGGUUCGUCGCCGGACCAGGACGAGGACAUCAUGCUGGACCACCAGGAGCGAACUGCCCACGCCAGCAACGGCAAGUCCGGCAAGGGUUUCCCCCAGAUUCAGACCUACAAGGAAUACAAGGAGGCCCUCAAGCAGCAGCGCAACCAGGAGGUCAGCGUCUACAAGCAGAAGCAUCCGAAUGCCAACCACAGUCCCAACGACGACGAGGACCUCUCCCCGCCGCCGCCUCCCUCGCAGAGCCUUUCCAACGGCUCUACCGCGUCCAGCACACUGCCAAAGUCCAUAAUGAAACAGUCGAGUCUGAACCAGAACGGCCAGAAUGGCCAGAACGGCCACAACGGCAACGGAAAUGGAAACGGAAACGGAAAUGGAGUCGAUGAUGUUGUCAUACCAAAGAAACCCAUCCAGAAGGUGAUUCCUUCCCGCAACACUGAAAUAAAGCCACCAUCCACUGCCGGCAUUCCGUCAGCCGUUCCAUCGGACUGCCUCGGCUACGUGAAACCGCAGAGUCCCCUGAAGAACGGCGCCAACAAGUUCAGCACGUCCAACGGCAGUGGGGGCGUCGGCUGCCCAGCCACCAGCACCACCAUUAAGUCCCCGGUCAGCUCCACCACGAAACUGGCCUCAGUGAAGGCGCACCGCUCGGUGACCUGGAACCAUGACAUUCCCGCCGAGAAGCUGAGCUUCACCAUGCGGCGGGAGUUCGACCGCCAGCGGGAGGAGACCGAGCUGAUGUCGCAGCUGAGGAGUAUUAUCGAAACACGCUUGAAAAUGACACUACCGGUGGACAUUGCCUCGGCCUUGACCGACGGCGUCAUACUCUGCCACUUGGCCAACUACGUGCGUCCGCGUUCAGUGGCUAGCAUACAUGUGCCAUCUCCGGGUGUGAACAAGCUGACCAUGGCCAGGUGUCGCCGCAAUGUGGACAACUUCCUGGAGGCCUGCCGGCGCAUAGGCGUGGAUGAGGAGUUGAUUUGCUCCUGUGAAGAUGUUGUGCCGCCAAUUGAACCGCAACCAGAGGCACAACAACAACCACGUGCUGACGAUGACUAUGAUGCUGAUGUGUAUGUCAAAGAUGCCGGCAACAGCAACAUGCAACACAACAGCAGCAACAAUAACAAUGAUAACGAUAAUGAUACUGACAAUGAUAACGAUACGGACGAUAGAGUGCCCAAUGCCAUGGCCCUACUCCAAACAGUGUCCGCUCUGAUUGCCCUGGAUGCCAAUCCGCAUCACCAGCAACUACAUCAUCUGCACAAUCCGCAACAUCACGAUCAGCCGCAAUCGCGUCGGCAGCAGCAAUCGGUUGUUGAACAUCUUGAGCACGAGCACUUCAGCGAGCCAACAACCUGCAGCCAACAGCAAGAACAGAUGUUGCAGAUAGAGAAUGUCUUGUACGAGAACGGUGGCUCCGAUGAUGUAGGGGUUGAGGACUGCGGUGAGGAGUCUGUGGGCCGAGGGCAGAAGGCGACAGUGGGCCAGAUGCUGUUGCGGGCCAAACAGAAGACCUACGAGAAGAUCAAGCAGAACCUGCUGAGCGCCCACGGGCAGCACAGCUUCCACAGCACCAACAACAACAACCGGACACUGCACACGAUUGUGGAGAACGAGCACGAUGUGGCCGCCGCUGGACCGGCAGGACACUACCACGUAAUUGAUGAGAAGGAGCAGCAGCUGGAGAAGUGCGAUAGCCCCAGGGAAAAGUCCUCCAGCAACAAGGAGGCCAUCAGCAAGCGCAUCGAGUUCUUCGAGCAGCAGCGGAACGGGAAACCGAAGCUGGAGGUUUUCAGCAUCUACCUGCCCAAGGAGAAGGAGAAGCAGCUGGAGCAGAAGAUCAAGACCAAGACCCUGGAAGCUGGAGCAACUCUGUUGAAGCACGACUCCCACACCCUGACCGUGAUCCUGUCGUGCGUCUUCAUAGCCACCUUUCUCUGGCUGGUCUUCUUCCCGCUGCCCGGCUAGUCCAUGUAGUUUCGAUAGCUUCUAUGUCCUUGCCUUGCCAGUAGAGAUAGGGUAUCGGAGUUGGAGCAGAUAUUCCACUCGGUACAGGGAGUUCUUGAGGCUGCUUUUUGUUUACCGCUUUUAGGUUUAAGCCGCGUAUUUAUAUAUUCUAUUCUAUAUAACCCGAUCUACAUCUAAGAGACCCACAAACAGGAAACUUUUGAGGCAUUUAAUCGAGAGACAACCCAAAGACUUUGAGGCAACUAGUAUUUGCUAGAAGGGUAUGCACUACUAUUCUGAACUAUAUUAAUAUAAACUAUAAACACUGAAGACUCUUUUUAAGCAAAAAGUUCCUUUGUUUAGUUUCUUACAGUUUCUAGUUCCUUUGAGUUUUAUUUUCUACUUUAACGACAAUACUUGUUCAGACAUUAAUUUAAUUAUCUCGCGACUAUCUAGCAGUAUCUAAGUAUUUAUUUUAUAGAUUGUGCAUACCCUUGAUGAAGUAUUCCCAUUUAACCACAUAUUCCUAGUUCAAGUACAAGCGAUUGAACUCUAAAUUGGAUUAAGAAUUUUAUGAAAAACUGAACUGAAUUCGAAAGGAAAACAAUUACCCAAAUAUCUAAUUUCAUUAACAUUUAAGACCUAAGUUACAACGAAACGAAAUCGAUUUAUGUUCCAUUUUGGCAAAAAGACAUCACGAAAACUAUAUACUAUAUUUAAAUAUUUAAAUAGACAUACGUUUAGGGAGAGAAAGAGUGGCAGGAAUGAGAAUUGUUACAGUUUGGUGGGAGAACACCUUUGAAGGAUUUUGUGGGAGGAGUUUUAUGACAGGGACACUCUAAAUAGUUGUAGAAAAGCGUGAAAUAGAUGUAGGACAUAGCAGAAAAUCAACAGAAAUCAUUAAGCAAUUCCAACUCAUUCUGAAAGUGAAAUCAAGAAAUAUCUAUUUUUUCAAUAGUACUCUGUAUAAGUCACAGAUGUGUCAAAGUAAUAGACCUUUUUCUUAUGUACUUUCGAUGUACAAAGUAUUGUGUCAAAGAAGAGUAGCAGACAUUUGUUAAAUAUUAAACACAGACCAGACAUUACACACUUUUUAAGGAUUUCAAUGCACAUCAAUGACAUAAAAACUCUCAAAUCCAGAACCAGAAAACAGUGCCUUUGACUGCAGAUCGCCGACACCCUAGUCUGCCUAUAAUCUAUAGCUAUAUUGUAUCUGGAUCCACAGGGAUCUUCUGCAGUCUUCAUCCUUCUCGAAAGCAAUGUUUUUCCCAUUAGUAAUUGGUGUGUUCGAAGGAGCAGAAAGCCCUUCUCUAACUCUGAUUUGCAGCUAACUUUAUAGACGUAGCUUACGCUUUGUGCUAACCACAUUCCUAACUUUAUUUUAAGCAAAAGCCUAAAAUGUACUUAAUGAAAAAUGAAAUGAAAAAAAAAUGAAAGCUAAUCAAAUUUCUCCAAGAAGCACAAUCUCAAACACAAAAGUGAAAGAUCAACACAUAUAUUUAUCUAGAGUCUAGAACCAGAAGUAUAUAUUUUGUCUAACAAAAUUAUUGUGGAAAGAUCCAGCACUCGUGGUGGCAGCUAUACGAAAUGCCAACUGUAAUCAGUCAUUAAUUUUUAUAAUCUAUUAAUAUUUAACAUCAUAUACACUUACGAAAACGAAAUCGAAAUCUACAACUUUUUGUCAGAGGAAUAUUCCAUGCAUUUACUUCCAAACCAAAAGAAAAUGAAAUACAAAACCUGUUGCAUUUAAAAGUAAGCACAAAAUGUCAAACAAUUGCUAAAUAUAUUAAAAAGAAAAAU